Molecule: messenger RNA, 338 nt
Organism: Racocetra fulgida
Lineage: Eukaryota; Fungi; Glomeromycota; Glomeromycetes; Diversisporales; Gigasporaceae
Source: the annotation of a GenBank genome assembly
CUGACUAUAACCUGGCCCAGGAGGAAAUAACUAACUUAAAAACCCAACUUUCACAAGCUUCCCAACGAGAAACUGACCUUAACCAAAUCUCCGAGCAAAAAACCCAGAGGAUUAACCAUUUAGAGAACGAACUCCAGCAAACUAACCAAACCUUAAAAAACACCCAAGAAAAAGCUCAGCAAGAACAACAAGCCAAGCAAACGAUCAUUAACCAUCUUCAAAAGGAUAAAACCAGCCUCCAAGGCCAAAUUACUGACUUAACUAAAACCAUAAUAUCAAUUUAUAGAAUCAAAUUAUCUUUAUUAUAUCUAGGCACAGCAAGACAAACCCAUGCCUAG